AUGGUAGACUCUAGAGAUGGUUUUACCUGGACGCCCAGCCGGGGCUUGCGCCGCGGCUUGCCCACCAUUGGAGUUGUUGAGCCGCCUGUGUAUACUUCGCCCUUGUCCGAUGACGAUCUCGCGUACGACGUCAUUGUAAUUGGUGCUGGUUAUGCAGGCUUGGUGGCAGCUCGAGACUUGGCUACGCAAGAAGCCCGCGACCGACUUGGUGGACGCACAUGGCACGCAACCAUUGACGGCUUCAAUUACGAGAUGGGUGGCACGUGGAUACAUUGGCACAUGCCCCAUAUCUAUCGCGAAGUCUCUCUAUAUGGGCUCCAGGACGAUUGGCUUGUUACACAGCAGUCCGGCAGCAAAGAGGACUACUUCACCCUAACCACCCCCAAUGCCCAACGUAACAUGACCCAUGACGAAGAGGCUAAUGGCAACGACCUUCGACAACACUGGAAGUUCCCAUUUGGAACAAAACAGUCGCCCGAGCUGUCGGAAGAGUGGGACAAAAUGUCCUGCCAGGACCGGCUCAAUCAAAUACAAGAUCGACUCAGCCUGGAAGAGAGAUCGAUGCUCGAGGCACUACUGAAGCAGAUGGGUGGGACCUCCCUCGACAAGAUGGGUCUUCUCAACGCCCUUCGAUGGUGGGUAUUGGGCUCCCACAAUCCGACUGGCCUGAACGACAUUGCUCUGCAUACUAGACUGCGCAGCGGUAAUGGCACUUUACACAGACACAUUUUUGAGCAUGCGGUCUCGUCUGGAAAUCUAUCCUACAGUUUCAACUCAGCUGUCAGUAAGGUAGUCGACGCGGGAGAAUAUGUCACAGUGUUUUCCAAGAACGGCCAAUCGUGGAAAACCAAGUCAGUUAUUGCAACUGUUCCGCUGAAUGUGCUGGCCGAUAUCGAGUUCUCGCCAGCGCUUCCAACUGCGAAAGUUGAAGCCAGCCGUCAAGGUCAAGUCAACUUGUGUAACAAGCUGCACUUGGACCUUGAUGGUCCCGACUACAAAUCGUGGACAUCCUUCGCCUCUCCUGGAAGAGGUUUUGUAUGCGCUCUGGGAGAUCAUCUAACACCGGCCAAUAAUUCUCAUCUGGUUGCCUUUGGUCCCGACCCAUCCUCGCCUGGUGGCAUCCCCCUCUCGGAUAUAGACCAGGUGAAAAAGGCAAUUCUGCACCUGCUGCCUGAAGAAAAGAGAGCCGAAGUCGGUUUUCAUCGCAUAGUUGCCCAUGACUGGGUCAAUGACGAGUUUGCCAAGGGUACUUGGUGCUAUAUGGCACCAGAGUUUACGCAGAGAUAUGUAGCUGCUCUGCAGAAGCCGCAUGGAAAUGUCUUGUUCGCUAGCGGGGAUUAUUCCGAAGGCUGGCGGGGUUGGAUCGAUGGUGCUGUGCAAGCAGGUAUGGAAGCGGCCCACACGGUUAUUCAGCUUCAGCGCAAAAGUCUGAAGGAAAACAGCGAAAAGAACGUCAACGUCAUCAAUUCUACGAAGCUUUGA
This is a messenger RNA of Colletotrichum gloeosporioides, 1482 nucleotides long. RefSeq names its product Monoamine oxidase N. The record is from RefSeq and is a predicted model, not a curated record. The transcript is spliced from 4 exons. Gene Ontology annotation, molecular function: oxidoreductase activity. NCBI's taxonomy places the organism in Eukaryota, Fungi, Ascomycota, Sordariomycetes, Glomerellales, Glomerellaceae. Bases 1 to 1482 code for a protein of 493 amino acids.